AACAUGUGGGGACAGAUAAUAAUCGCUCUCGUCUGUGCUUCGGAGAUUUUAGCACACGACUGUGUGAUCCCAUCGAGUUCGCAGUUUAGCAGGGCUUCUUAUCGGCGGUAUCACGGGCGGACUGCUUCCGGAAAGACUAUCUACGACGCCGGAGAGCGGCUUAUUGUCGGCACGUGGAUCCGGGUGGUAUGUAACAAGGACCGUCAAGGGGAUGCUGUUUUAAAAGUCAGCAAUCAUUUGUGCAGCGCCGGAAAUUGGAGCCCAGCACUUCCGGUUUGCCAAGAGUAUGCACGUUGCGGAGCACCCCAUAGGGUUGAGAAUGCGACAGCGUCCGAAAGAAUCACGCCCUACAUAACCUUUCCCCACCAGACUGUUGUACAUUACAAAUGUAAUGCAGGCUUCGAUAAGCGUGGAACGAUAGCGUACGUGAAGUGCGUUGACGGCGAAUGGACGUCAGCCGACGUCAUUUGCGUUGAUAGGACAACGAUAACGUCGGAGAAAAAAGAGAAUACAGAAAUAACUACUCAAAAUAAUGUUCGCAUCCCAAUAACUACCGCCAGGACGAUACCAUUGUGUAUAGAACCAGACAUCUCACACGGCAAGCUCGUGAAGAACGUCACUUCCGGUUACUAUGACGUCAUAUGUGACGUAGGCUUUAAAGUAAUAUCACCGAAAAGUAUCAGAUGCUUGAGAGGAGUUUGGAGCGAGCCGAUACCGCAGUGUGAUAUACUGCGCUGCCCACAGUUGAGUGCCAAUUUCACACUAUAUCAAUCACGUCGAUAUUCAACCAGAACAGGGUCCGGUUAUGCACAGCCCGUCGGUCGGGCAUUGAACUCUGGACUCCCCCAUGGUGCGGCGGUGAAGAUAAAUUGCGGUGACGACGCAUACCCAACACUCGGAGUUGAAAGGGCAUGGUGUCACGAGGGCCGUUGGUUGCCAAGGGAACCUAUCUGCAAAAAGUAUUGCGCCCGGCCGGCGUCUGUGAAUCUCAAUGAUGCAAAUACACAACUACUUCCGGUUCCGAAACUCGUGAUGGACGGUGUCAGUGUAACACAGACUUGCGCGGACGGAAAUACCCGGAUGAACUAUUGCGCCGACGGAAGUUGGCUCCAUGGUUUCCUACCAUGUCUGUAAAGUGGCUUACUACCGUACGACGAUAUCGCCAUUGAUGGAAACCGGAAAUAACUGACUAACGCAUUUGCUUCGAAACUGUAAACGGUAAAAUAUCCUCAUUGAAUGAGAGAUUAGAUUGAGUGUGAAGUAUAGAAAACUCAAAGUUUUUUCCACCUCAGAAAUGUCAUUUUCAGAUAUUGUUUUUACCCUUUGUUUUCUGAAAUGUAAAAUAAUAGACUACUGUGAUGCCAGGUAAACGAAAACUCGAAGUUUAAACAUGAAGAACGUUUUGAAAAUAAUUAUUUUAUACAAGCAAACACAGUAUUAAUAGGCAGCCACCUUAAAAAUAUGUAUGUUCUGCACUCUGAUUGUAGGUACAUGAAAACAAAAGGGACAAAUAUGCGUUUGUUUGGUGAGACAAAUUUUAGAUAGUUUGUGACAUCGCGUUUGUGUUUAUAGGAUACAGAGUCCACGGCUAUAGCUAUAAUUCAAAACAUUGUUAAUUAUUGCAAAUAGUAUGUAUACUUUUCAUAUGAUAUAUUCACAAAGUUUGUAAUACAUUUUUUAUUAAUACAAUACGGAAAAAUGUA
This is a messenger RNA of Dreissena polymorpha, 1703 nucleotides long. RefSeq names its product complement factor H-like. NCBI's taxonomy places the organism in Eukaryota, Metazoa, Mollusca, Bivalvia, Myida, Dreissenidae. The transcript is spliced from 6 exons. The coding region runs from base 4 to 1134 and encodes 376 amino acids. The record is from RefSeq and is a predicted model, not a curated record.